Pectinophora gossypiella (pink bollworm) is the source of this 729-nucleotide messenger RNA. RefSeq lists its product as uncharacterized. The transcript is spliced from 2 exons. The record is from RefSeq and is a predicted model, not a curated record. NCBI's taxonomy places the organism in Eukaryota, Metazoa, Arthropoda, Insecta, Lepidoptera, Gelechiidae. Bases 90 to 434 code for a protein of 114 amino acids.
UAUAAAACUCUCGGGGGAAACACAAGCAAGUCACAUACGAUUCAGUUUGAGCUCAAAACGAAACGAAUAACGAAACAAAUAUAUCCAAAAUGGUUUCCAAAAUCGCAUUGGCACUUUGUGUUUUGGUGGCGGUAGCUUCGGCCGUUCCAGCAGCGCCCGGCGGCGCGUGGGGCCCAGCAGCCGGCGGCGUCAACCCCUGGAUCCCACCAUGGAUCUCCGCAGCGCCCUGGUACCCGCAGUGGACACCUUGCACCACCGUAGGCUCCUCUUGCUUGGACUGCAACACCAAACUCGUUUGCACCAAGAUCGGCGGCAUCCAGCGCGCUUGUACUGACCCCACACUUCCUUAUUGUAAUCUUGGCGCGUGCUCAGCCACACCUACCGCUGAAUGCGCCCCUAUCGUCCCCGCUGUACCCGCCGCUGGUGCUGCUUAAGCCAUCAUAAUACCUAAUGGUCCACCCUUAGUCCAACAUUGGUCCAACUUUAGUCCAACUUGGUUCCUACCUUGGUCUAACUUUGUUCCAACCUUGGUCUAACUUUCGUCCAACUUUGGUCCAACCUUGGUCUAACUUUCCAAUCUCAAAUAUCAACUGCCAGUUUUUCCGAUAAAUAACCAGGGAAUGUCAAAUGCUUUUCGAACUUUUUAGAAUCAUUAUAUUUGUAUAAACCAUCAUACUCUUCCUAGUACCUAUAAAUCCUUCCUUCGAAAUAAAUUGUCUUGUUACACUA